CCUGUAGCUGGAUAGGGUCUAGCCGCUACUUACUAAACAAGGGGUUUGAGAGAUAAGGAAGUUAGUGCUGUUUCAGCAAGUAGUGAGAGAACAGAACAGUGUCAGGCAGUGUGACUAUAGCACUUGUUGUAGGGUUGUAGUUUGUAAUGUACCGUGUUCUGAAACAGUUAUAUUAAUACCAAUGUGCAGAGUUGCCCCCCGAGUGAUUGGUUACCUAAUGCCUGACAGCUGUAGAUUGUAAUACUGUAUGCAGUAGUUAUAAUUAUUUACAUAACAUUAGUUUUGCGUGCUGCAUGUGUCAGCAUUUUUGUAUUUCUUUUAGGUGUUGCCUGUAUUCCAGAUCCGUUUUGCACGUCAGUGCUGUGGUCUUUGAUAAGCAGCUGAAGUUAGUUGUGUGGUGGUUCUGUAUUGUUAUUCAGCGGGUAUUCUAUUAGAAUUCUGUUGUUUUUUGGGCACUGCGUUAAUAUAUUAUUGUUACACAGUGUGUGUGCUGCAACCUUGCCAGCUUUACCAUGCGUGGUCUCUCGGGCCUUAUUGUUGUGUCCCGGAGUUCUUUGCUGCGGCCUGGCAUGCUGUGUCUGCGCGGUCUAUGUGCCGCGGUAGUGCGUCCUGAUGUUUCACGGGAGUCCCGAACUGUCCAACCUUUGCUCUUCCCAAGAGCUGGCUAUGUAUCCAAAACCGAGGGCUUACUAUGGGCUAAUGCGCCUGGAAAAGAUUCCGAUCAGGAUUCAACUAACAAAGGGGCCAGUGACUCUACAAAUGACAAUGGAAAGAAGCCUAACAACACUCAACAGCUUAAAAUAGUUUUCAAAGAGUAUGGAGCAGUUGCAGUUACAUUCCAUGUUGGAAUAUCGUUAAUUUCUCUUGGAAUAUUUUAUGCACUUGUCUCCAGUGGUUUGGAUAUGACAUCGAUUCUCCUAAAGAUUGGCUUCAGUGAAGCAGUCGUCCAAUCAAAAAUGGCAGCCGGCACCAGUACAUUUGUUUUGGCUUAUGCCGUCCAUAAACUUUUUGCUCCUGCAAGGAUCAGCAUCACCUUGGUUUCUGUUCCUUUCAUUGUACGAUACUUCAGAAGGAUUGGUUUUUUCAAGCCUCGUUCUAAAACUCAGUAGAAAUUAAAGUGAAGAAAGUAUGAAUCAUAUUUGAGAAACUUUAAAAAAUUUCUGCAAUGUUAUCUAUUUCUUAUUAAUCUAGGACAGCGAUUUUCAGCAGGGUUUUGGACAGCCCGUGGCAAAAAUAGAAAAAAAAUCUUUCUUUAAAUAGUAACAUGCAAUUACUAAUAUUGCUCAUAUACUUUGGGGCUGUAUCACUGGAUAGUUUUGUAAUGUCCUUGGUGUGGUACAGGCAUAUACAAAUAAAUCAGAGGUACCCCAUGAAUCUGUCUAGGUUGUAUCAAAAGCAAAAAAAUAAGAAAAAAAUGUGUUAAACACAUAAGUAAAGUCCCUCUCUGAACUGCAUGACUUGCAUAUCCCAAGCAGGACACAACCGGUGAUAAGUGGGGUCUUGUGACUAAUGUUUUUGAUUGGCUAACAAGCCAAGGAACUGCAAGACGUGAGCAGGACUUUACCUAUAAGUUUAACCUAGAGUUUGACACAGUCAUCUAGGUGGCUCCCUAAUGCAAAUAUGACAUUUUGUAAUUAAUUUCAUUUUUGCAUUAUGAUAUAUCCUUAAUUAAAUUUAAAAUUACAGCACUGACAGUAUGUGCUACCAUUUCUAAUACUUUAAUAUACAGAAAAAAAUAAAGGUAAUGCACGAUUACAUUGAGCAUACAAUUCAGUAUGCCUUGUCUAUGUCUUGCUAUGCAAUUUAAAGUGCCCUUUAUGUAUAUUGUUUGUAACAUUAAUGAAUUAUGAUAAAAGUAUACCAAUACAUCAUAAUUAGAAACAUUAGUCCAACAGUGAUUGUAACACUCUUGAGUGUGCAAUGCAACUCGUGUAUUUGUUUAGUUUUGUUUAUAAAUAAUUAUAGUGUUAGAGUCAGAAUUAAAAUUUAAAACCAAUGUAAUAUAUAUUUACAGUAAAACUGUUGCAGUGAA
Molecule: messenger RNA, 2032 nt
Organism: Bombina bombina (fire-bellied toad)
Lineage: Eukaryota; Metazoa; Chordata; Amphibia; Anura; Bombinatoridae
Gene: MIMS2
Product: family with sequence similarity 210 member B
Exons: 3
Coding region: 513-1109 (198 amino acids)
Cellular component (GO): mitochondrion
Source: RefSeq, a predicted model, not a curated record